AAAUUAUAUAAUGCGAUAGUAACUAAUCUAUACUAACUACACCAAAAUGAGUCAUAGUAAGUACGACUACUUAGAAAAAGCAGCCAAUGAACUCUAUGAACCCAUAAUACAAGAACUAUCCAGUCAAUCCACCAAAAAGUAUGAUAAAGAUAAGUUAACAUUUGAAGAAUUAACUCAGUGGAGACAUGAAAAAUUACCCACAAUAUUAAAUCAAAGAUUUAAAGAUAAUGAUCAUACAUGGCUUACUAAAGAUGAAUUGAUAUUACUAAUGGAUUGGAAACUUGCUGCAGGGAAGUUUAGACCUACCUUACCUAAACUUAUAAAGAGUAAUGAAGAAAAUGAUGUUAUUGAUAUAACUAAAUCAGGAUUUGAUAUUCUCUUACAGUUUACUAAACCAAUAGGAACAAAAGAAUAUCAGAGUACUGUUAAAGAUUCUAUUAAAAAGAUAAGUCAAUUAAGAGGAGUAGGACCUGCAACAGCCAGUUUAAUGUUAUCAUUACUAUAUAAAAUCAAUAAAACUAUUGCUCCACCAUUCUUUAGUGAUGAAAGUUUUAUUUAUUAUGUGAUACAACCUAUUCGACCUCAAACUCCAAUAAAAUAUAAUAUAAAGGAAUAUAUUGAAGAACUUUUACCAGUUUAUUUUAAAAUCCUUAAAGUUCGAAAUGAUUUAGAUAUGCAAUUAUUAGAAAGAGGUGCUUGGUCUAUACAACAAAUGAUAUUAAAUCAAAUAGAUAAAUUGAUUAAUGUUAAAGUACCUUUUGAAAUUAAACCACUUGAAGAAUUAGAAAUAACUUCUCCAGAACCGGUUAAGAAGAAGAGGAAACAUAACUAAGAAUUAAAU
Scheffersomyces amazonensis is the source of this 841-nucleotide messenger RNA. RefSeq lists its product as uncharacterized. Gene Ontology annotation, biological process: DNA repair. Gene Ontology annotation, molecular function: catalytic activity. Lineage: Eukaryota; Fungi; Ascomycota; Pichiomycetes; Serinales; Debaryomycetaceae. Bases 47 to 832 code for a protein of 261 amino acids. The transcript has a single exon. The record is from RefSeq and is a predicted model, not a curated record.